This is a messenger RNA of Microthlaspi erraticum, 1083 nucleotides long. The record is from the annotation of a GenBank genome assembly. Lineage: Eukaryota; Viridiplantae; Streptophyta; Magnoliopsida; Brassicales; Brassicaceae.
AUGUUUUCCGUAACCACGGCAGCGAAAGAGGAACCGUCGGAAUCACCGCUUAUGUCACUUCCCGAAGACAUCAUCGUUGAAAUCAUCGCACGUGUGGAGAGAUCCGACCAUCCAUCACUCUCCAUUGUCUCGAAGCAGUUGCAGUCAAUCGUUUCCUCUCCUGAGCUAUUCGCGAGAAGAUCCUUGCUGGGCCGCAUUGAACACCGUCUCUAUGUUAUCCUCCAUCUCCAUGACUACAGCUCCUCCAAUACCUCUUUGUACGUUCUCCACAAUCGUCGCUUGGUCCCUAUCCCUGGGCUUCCCACUAGUGGCUUUGUCGCUUCAGGCUCAAAGAUAUAUGGGUUUGGUGAUGAUAUCGCAUACUCGAGAACUGCGGUAAGCAUGGAGUGUGCAUAUCACACGGUAAAAACCCUCCCGAGCAUGCCUUACAUGUUUAGUAGAGCUGCUAGUUACAUUGACGGGAAAGUUUAUGUCACUGGGAAUUUGGGUUAUGACAGGGAAGAGGUUUCGGUUGUGGUGUUUGAUACAGAGAAGCAAAUGUGGGAGGGAGAGGUGAUAAAGCCAGAGAUCAAGAUAGGGAAUAUGAUUAGGUGUAGUCUUGUGAUGGAUGAUAAGAUAUAUAUAGCGGAUUAUUUCAGGAGCGUUUUUUACGAUACAAAGGAGAGGACAUGGGGAAGAGAUACGAUGCUGGAUUCUAAGAAGUGGAUGUUUGCGGAUGCGUGUGUGCUUGAUGACGUGUUGUACUAUUACAGUCGUGAUGAGAAUUGUUUGAGAAGGUAUGAUCCUAAGAAGAGGUGUUGGGGAGUGGUGAAUGGUUUGGAUGACUUGUUGGCUACGACGAGAGGUUCAUGGGCUAUGUCGAGAAGUUCGAUGAAGACGGUAGAGACUGUGAGUUACAAUGGGAAACUGGCCUUGUUUUUUCUUAGAAGAACAGGAAGAGGAGAUAAAGGGAUUUGGUGUGCUGAGAUUUCGCUGGAAACGAGACAAGGAGGAGAGAUUUGGGGUCAAGUUGAGUGGUGUCAUCAGGUUUUGAGUAUUGAGGAUCAAAGCUGCGAAAUUAAAUCUCUACCUGUUAUGCUUUGA